Molecule: messenger RNA, 4121 nt
Organism: Osmia bicornis bicornis
Lineage: Eukaryota; Metazoa; Arthropoda; Insecta; Hymenoptera; Megachilidae
Product: RNA polymerase II-associated protein 1
Exons: 9
Coding region: 153-3782 (1209 amino acids)
Biological process (GO): transcription by RNA polymerase II
Cellular component (GO): nucleus
Source: RefSeq, a predicted model, not a curated record
UUUUACUCGAUCAUACCUAAUCGUACGUUCAAGUUAUUUAAUUGAAUAGAUUUCUCAGAAAGAAUGUUAAAUCAUAAUCUUGUUGGAAAGAAGAAAUUAAAUAUAUUUGAAACAUAAUAUUAGUAAUACACAUCCCUGACAAUAAACAAUAGAUGUUACUUAGCAAUGAAGUAAAUAUUUAUUUGAAAAAUUUUGAAACUAUGGAUAAUACUCCGAUUUUAAAACGACCUAAGCCAACUGAUAGUGAAGAAGAGUUGUUUCGUAUGCAAGAAGAAUUUUUAAAGAAUAAACAGCAACCAUCGGCGAAAGUAAUUAAUUUGCGAGAAUCAUCAAAAUCAUCAAGUACUGAAACAGCUAAAGAUCAAAUUAAAACUGGUAAAGUAAGAUCAAAAUUUUCUCAACAAAAAAGACUUAAAACACAAGACAAAGUCUCUACUUCACAAGUUGGUGGUGAUGUUAUAAAUCCUAUAAUUAAAGAGAAAGGUGGACCACAGGAAUAUGUUCAAAAUAUACCAAUGUCACCAUGUAAUAUAAUAUUAGGAAAUAUUGUUGAAAAGAAAUAUGAUACAAGCAAUUAUGAGCGCAACAAACAACAGUAUUCUCAGUUAGAUUCAGGUUUUCCUCAAGUUUUUAGUUCUCCAUACAUGACAAGUAAUGGCAAUCAAAGUUUGUUUUGGCAACAAGUUUCUUCUAAAGAGCCUGUUGUAAAUAAAGUAGAAAAGUUUGAAUGCUUGGAAUCUCCAUGUACAAGUGAUAGCAGGGUUACUGUAGAUGGAUCAUGGGCAUCUGAAAUACAUAAAGAAAAUUUAGAACGGUUGAAUCAAAUGAGUCAGGAAGAAAUAUUAAAAGAGAAAAGUAAACUUGAAAUGACUCUUAAACCAGAGUUAAUACAAUUUUUUAAAAGUAGGAUUAGUAAGAAGCAGAAAAUCAAUCAAGAAAAACUUGAAAACACAAGUAUCUUUGUUAAAGAUGAUAAUAUAACAUCAAUGAAUGAAGAAAAGAUAAUUUCAGAAGUUUCUGAUAAUGAAGAUGUUACAUCAAUGCAAGUGGAUGAACCUGAACAAAGUAUACCUAAACCUCCUAUCGAAUUAAUGGAACAAGCUAAAGAAAAGGGUUGGGUACACAUGGAUUCUCUUGAACCUGAGAAGUUGAAAUGGAUGGAAGAUGUGCCUGCAGAAAAAAAAGAUGAGCCUCCUCCAGAUGAACCGUACAAUGCUCGUUUUGAUUUUAAUGGUUUAUUGUUAGCGUAUAAAGAUGAAAGUGUGUCAAUUGAGAAAGGUCUUCAUCAUCAUGGAGAAGAGCCCGAUCGUCCGGGUUAUUCCUUACAAGAAUUAUUACAAUUGAGUCGAUCGUCCGCGCAGCAACAACGUUGUACAGCUCUUACAACAUUAGCAAAUAUUAUAGAGAAAAGUCGUAAAGGAUGGUACGAUAAAGCAUUACAACCAGCUCCUUUGACUGCAUUAAGUCAAAAGAAUCUUUUAUUGCUACUGAGAUUUUCAUUGGAUGAUACUUCAGCAGCUAUAGUUACAGCAACUUUGCAAGCACUUAGAGCUUUCUUAUGCAGUGAAGCAGAUGAAAUCUGCUUAGAUAGACUAUAUGGUUUCCAGUACUAUAAGGAACCUAUUUUAAUAUUACCAAAAACUGAUGUUACUGAUACAAGUAAUUUAAAGGAUCACGAACUAGCACAAUUGGAUGCAGUUGCUGCUUUGUUGAGAACUGAUAUACUCCUAAGGAUCAGAUACAUCUUAAGUGAAUUGCGACCACCGCCUGUCGGUGUAACGUGUGCGUUAGAAAUAUUAGUUCGACUUGUAAGACACUCAAAUGUUACUACAUUAAAUAUUGCAAAUACUCCAUAUUUAUUGGAAACAAUAACUGAACAUUUUAUGCCAUUAUCUACGGACAAAUUAGCAAUGUUAGAUACCAUAAGUAACGUUUAUGGAGUUCCUGUAGUGGCUGCGGUAAGAUUUUGUCGGAUCUUACUUUGCUACGGAGGAAAGCCUGUUGCUCAAAAAUUAAAUAGUCUUAAAAUUGUACAACGUAUUAUAUCGUAUGUUAGCUGUGAUGCAGGAAAAGGAAGCUUUAAUUUGAGCAUUGAAAGUCUGCGAUUAUGGAAAACAUUACUACUUUAUGAUGAAGCAGUGGAUAGUUUAACUGGGGCACAAUUAAUUCUUGUAUCACAGUUACAACUUUUACUAAGUAAUCAUGACAUAAAAAAUGCAUAUGAGUUAUCUUGUGAAUAUGCAGCAGCUUUGAUAGCUGUUGCAAGUUGUUUGACGCCUUUAAAAGCAAAUAUGUCAGUUUUAUUAUCUAAAUGGAGCACACAAUUGUUAUCCUUAAAAUAUGUCACGUGGGGUACUACAAAACUUAUUGCGGAAACGUUACUGGCAGUCGGUGAUAGUUCGGCAAUUAAAACAUUAAUUGUAUCUAGGUCAGAAGUGUUUUCUAAACUUUGUUCGACUUCAAAUUUAUUGAGCGAUUGCUCUCCAGCUACUGAACGCGAGCCUUCUUCUUUACCUCAUUUGGGUGUUUUGACCCACGAUGGAAAAUUACAGCCUACAGUAUCUCAGGAAUCUUGUUUCCCGUUUUUAGCAACAGUGCUAAAUGUAUUUGUUAAUCAUUCUUUCGUAGAAGAACUUCAGGCAAUUCUUAAGCAUCCACAACUUCAUAAGUAUUUAAAGAGAUUAGAAGCAACAGAGUGGAGUUUAGAAAGAUCAUGGUAUACAAGGUCAGAAUUAUCUUUUUUGGUUGGUAUAGUGAAUGCAACUUCUCUGAUUAGAGUAGACAGUAAAAUAAGUCAUACCAUCUGGAAAAUUGCUAUCAAACUUGUAUCAUCUUUACCUGCUGAUUUUCCAUCUAAUACAAAAAGUAUUCUUAGAAUUGUUUUAGCAGAAGAGAAAUUAAAUUUAGAAAUGGUAACAAACGAAUUAGAAAAGUUACAUUUGAAUUCAAACAUUGAAGAUAUGAAAUUAAAUUUAUCGCGUGAUGUAGCUGGUUUAUAUGAACAAUACGUAGCAUUGAACGGCGAAUGGGAUGAAGCAGCAAUGCCUAAGGACUGGCUUUACUUACCCAUAGUUCAUGUUUAUACAAAAUGUAGAAACAGUGGUACAUGUAACCAGGAUGAUACAACUACUGUCAUAAUCGUAUUAACUUUAGAAUUAGUAUUACCUGAUUUGGUUGAACAAUUGUCGCAAAGUUUACGCUUCAGCAGACUGGUACUCGUAUAUUUAUGUGAUACUUUAUACUUAAAUAAUGACGUUUCUACUUUACUUACUAGGGCUGUUUCAACCUUGCUGAAAGAUAAUUAUAAGAAACUCAAUUUUACAAUAGACUUGCCAGGACUUAAUUCGUUUACUGAUUUAUUUACAGCUAUGUGCGAACAUUUUUGUUCAACUUCAUACGGUGAUGAAGGUUUUUCAAUGGCUUUGUUAGUACCAAUUACACAGAGACACGAUGUUCAUUACAGAAAAUUAUUAUGGUCAGAACACGGAGGUGUGCUUCGAUAUCUUAGAUUACCUAUAGAAAAAUUAGUUGUUCCGCUUAAGGAAUAUCUAUAUCCUCUCGAGGAAGAUACGUCUUUAAUAGAUAGUUAUUUAACAGCACUGGUUAGAGGAAUUGUUAAACAAGCCUGGUGUCCUAUUCCUUAUACAAUUGCUGUACAUCAUUCUGCAAUGUAUUUGAAACAGACGAGCAAGUUAGCAGUUCGAAUGAAAACGCAACUGGAAAAAAUACCUAACAAGGGUCUAGCUGCUAUGUUAUUACAUUAUGAACCACCUAAAUUAUAAAGUUUGUAUGAUACAUGUUUAUUUAAGAUAUCAAAUAAGUUAGGGAUUAAAUAAUUUAUUUCAGUCAGUUGUAAAACGUACAUGUAUUAAUAUUAUUAGGCAGACAACUAAUUGUGUGAAUAAAGAAUAGGAACAAUCUGUGUUUACAUAAAACAUACAGGCACUGUUUGGUCCUGUUCACUGAUUGCCAAAGUUUUCAAUGAAUUAGUACUAUAAUUAGGAGAAUACAAUAAUUAAAAUUUUGCAAUUGGUUGAUGUUUCAUAAUAUGUAUUAUACAUGUGUAUAGUUUAUAAGUAUAAAUUUGCAAGAGAAGUUUGUAUUAAAUUUUGUUAAGUAAA